Molecule: messenger RNA, 718 nt
Organism: Cryptococcus amylolentus CBS 6039
Lineage: Eukaryota; Fungi; Basidiomycota; Tremellomycetes; Tremellales; Cryptococcaceae
Exons: 4
Coding region: 321-674 (117 amino acids)
Cellular component (GO): cytosol; mitochondrion
Molecular function (GO): deaminase activity
Source: RefSeq, a predicted model, not a curated record
GGGCAAUAUCCUGAACCAAUCAACAGAGAUCGAAUAGCGAUUGCCGACGAGUAUUGGAGUAUUUAGGCACUCCAUGAGCCGAACAUCUGCGGUGGCUCCGGACAAGAUAUGUCUCCGAUGCGCGCUCCUCCUUGGGGCAUCCUGCACCUCCUCCUCCUCUAGUGCCUCCACUAUACCGUCACAGGCUGAAUUCGUGAUGUGCCCCAUGAACGGCUCCCUUUGAUCCUAUAUAAAGCUCGCCCCUUUGUGAUACGUGAUUAAUCCCCUGAGGCAUCAUCACCGACUUCACAUCUCAAACAUCAAGCAAGCUAUCUUAUAUCAUGUCUCGAGAACUCAUCAGCAACGAAGAAUUCCCCACCAAGCCCCACAACUGCCCUGCCGUCAAGGUCCCCGGGCUCGUCUUCUGUGCUGGCCAGACUGCUACUGGAGAGAUCAAGCAAGCGACUCUCAAGGUCCUCACUAACCUGAAAAAGGUCCUCGAGCUCUCCGGCAGCUCUCUGGAUCAGGUCGUCAAGUAUAAUGUCUAUCUCAAAGAUAUGAAGGACUUUGCCGCUAUGAACGAAGUGUACAUUGAUUUCCUCCCCGAAGCCAUGCCUUCAAGGACCUGUAUUCAGGCUGGUGACCUCCCCGGAGAGGGGACUAUCAUCGAGAUCGAGUGUAUCGCCCAGGUGUGAGGGGGAGAAUUGAGAGAAGUCAUAGCUCAACGCCAUUAUCAAUC